Molecule: messenger RNA, 2680 nt
Organism: Sceloporus undulatus (fence lizard)
Lineage: Eukaryota; Metazoa; Chordata; Lepidosauria; Squamata; Phrynosomatidae
Gene: KCNV1
Product: potassium voltage-gated channel modifier subfamily V member 1
Exons: 4
Coding region: 217-1737 (506 amino acids)
Biological process (GO): potassium ion transmembrane transport; protein homooligomerization
Cellular component (GO): membrane; voltage-gated potassium channel complex
Molecular function (GO): voltage-gated potassium channel activity; protein binding
Source: RefSeq, a predicted model, not a curated record
UCGAAGUUGAGAAACCAAGAGAAGGACUCGCUUAGGAUGCAGCUAGCAUCCUAAGAAGGGGAUCGGAGAAGGAAGGGUUUGGUGGCAGUCCCUGCUGUCAGCCAAAAAAAGCAGGGACUGGGCUGGCAGAAGGAGCUCCAGCUGCUGCCCAGAUGUGUCCAAAGUGGCAGGAGGGAAGGCAGGAGAAAGGAGACGGUUCCUGCUGAUAGCUGAAGGAUGAAGUCACCACCUUGCUGCAUGUCCCUUUCUUCAGGGCCAUCUGGAGAGGAACUGGAUGAGAGCACAUCUUUGGGAUCUUUUGAGUCCAGUGUCUUCUGUAGUGAGGAAGCGCGAGGAUCCUUGCUGCCACAGGUAGCCCCAUCUCUGGACUGCAUCACCAUCAACGUUGGAGGGGCCCGCUUUGUACUGUCCCAGAAAAAGCUGUGCUGCUAUCCCAAUACUCGCCUGGGCAAGUUGGCAGUGGUGGUUUCAGCUACCCAGGAUGUUGCCUCCAGCCUCUUGGACCUUUGUGAUGAUGCCAACUUGAUGGAGAAUGAGUAUUUCUUUGACCGAAGCUCUCAAGCAUUUAGCUACAUCCAUAAUUAUUACCAGACUGGACGGCUACAUGUGAUGGAUCAGCUUUGUGCACUUUCCUUCCUGCAGGAGAUACAAUACUGGGGACUGGAUGAGCUCAGCAUUGACUCUUGCUGCAGGGACAGGUACUUCAGGCGGAAAGAACUGAGUGAAUCCUUAGAUAUAAAGAAAGAUGCUGAAGAACUGGAUACCCAAAAUGAGGAAGAGGACUUCUCUGGGAGCCUAUGUCCACGUUUUAGGCACAAGCUUUGGGAAACAUUGGAAAAACCUGGAUCUUCCGUAGCAGCCAGGACUUUUGGCACUAUCUCCAUGGCUUUUGUCAUUAUCUCUAUUGCCAACAUGGCCCUGAUCUCAGUGGAACUAAGCUGGCUGCCUCAACAUUCCCUAGAGAUCCUGGAAUAUGUGUGCAUUGCCUGGUUCACAGGAGAGUUUGCCCUUCGCUUCCUUUGUGCAUGGAAUAAAUGCCAUUUCAUUAGAAGGGUAGCAAACAUCAUAGACUUGGUGGCCAUUUUGCCCUUCUACAUUACACUGAUAGUGGAGAGCUUGAGUGGCAGACACAGCUCCCAAGAACUGGAAAACAUGGGCCGCAUUGUUCAGGUGCUGAGGCUGCUGAGAGGUCUGCGCAUGUUGAAGUUGGGCAGGCAUUCAACAGGUCUCCGGUCUCUUGCAAUGACAAUUGCACAGUGCUAUGAAGAAGUUGGGAUGCUUCUGCUGUUCCUCUCUGUAGGCAUCUCCAUCUUUUCAACAAUGGAGUAUUUUGCUGAGCAAGGCAUCCCUGGUACAACAUUCACAAGUGUGCCCUGUGCUUGGUGGUGGGCUACAACUUCCAUGACCACAGUUGGCUAUGGAGACAUUAGACCAGAUACAAUAUCUGGCAAAAUAAUUGCAUUUAUGUGCAUCUUAUCAGGAAUACUUGUCCUGGCUUUGCCAAUAGCCAUCAUCAAUGACCGCUUUUCAGCCUGCUACUUUACACUGAAGAUAAAGGAAGCAGCUCUUCGGCAGCGGGAAGCCUUGAAGAAACUGACAAAGAAUAUGUCCAGUGACUCUAAUAUUAGCAUAAACUUGCGAGACGUAUAUGCUCGAAGUGUCAUGGAUGUAUUGAGGCUAAAAGGCCGAGAAAGAACAAGUACUAGGAGCAGCGGUGGUGAUGAAUAUUGGUUUUGAAUUUUUUUAAAAUAUAUAUUUUAUAAUAUAUGUCUGUAAUUGUCUGAUAGCUUUGAGGGCACAACAUUGAAUAUAAGGCUAACAAUCUUUUAAUAUGCUUAAAUUUGCUUCUCCAAGUUGCUAAGUAUAUAACAACUAGCAUAGGCCAAAGUCACACUGAAAACAAAAACUCAGGGUAACAUUGACUCCAAAUUUAUUAUCUGUUCUUGGCAGAGCUGUCCAGCUAGAACAGGACUUCAAAUAUUUGGCUAUAAUUAUUUUAAGCACAUUCCAAUAUGCAAAAAUAAAGUGUUAAUAAAUGAAAAAUUGUCUUACAUUUUGUUAUGAAUUUUGAAAGAGUUUCAAAUUGUUGCAGUUUAAUGGAAUUAGGAGAAUCUGCCUAUCUUCCUGAAAAUAUGAAAAGGGGGUAAAAUAAUAGAUACCUUAGAAGGUUUGUAAUGCUGCUGUCCUUCUGUAUUACGUUUUUAUAGUUAUAAAAAGAGCUAGAACAAGUUAAAAUUGCUAUGUCAAUCUUUUCACCAUGCUAAUGGCUUCUGUGAUAUAUCAGCACUAGCCAGUUCUUUACAUGAUCUGUACUGACAUAUACCAUAGUAACUUCCAUACAGCCCAUAUGAAUCCUCUCUGUGGGAUUUCCUUUGCAGGAACCAGACAUAGAAUUUGGUCAUAACUCCCAAGUAAGUAUGCAUUGGAUUGAAGUUUAUAUAGCUUAAACAAUAAAAAACAGAGACAUACUGAGAGAGAAAACCCAGAGUCAGCCAGACUUUGAAAUGAAUAUUAGGGGAGUAAAUGCACCACUUUAUAAGCAAUGAGAUAAAUCCAGACUGCCUGUACUGUGAACUGGAGAGUUUCCAUUCAUGGAAAAUGCCAAGAUCCAACAGAGACUUUUUUCUGGACGAAGGCGAUUUUCACCCCUUCCUCUGCAGUCUGCCCUUUCUAUAAUCUC